Cuscuta campestris is the source of this 1225-nucleotide messenger RNA. NCBI's taxonomy places the organism in Eukaryota, Viridiplantae, Streptophyta, Magnoliopsida, Solanales, Convolvulaceae. The record is from the annotation of a GenBank genome assembly.
CGUGAAUAGGUUAUUUCCCAAAAUACCCCCAACCGCCUUCCUCACAUUAUAUAUCCCCCCGUCCCCUUCUCCCAACAAAUCCGUCCCCUUCUCCCAACAAAUCCGUCCCCUUCUUGCCGUAUUCUUCCUUCCCACCUUGCGUUUCACACCUCUGCACAGCUCUCAGCCGUUGAGAAUGGUUGCGGGCGGCGGCGGGGCGGCGUUCCCCGUGGUGUUCUUCGACGGCCAGCAGGAGGUCGACAUCGGCCGCAUGCGCGUCAACCCGAUGAUGGAAUUCAAGAAUUUCCAGUUCACGAUCAGCCGGCGGAUCGGGAUUUCCCCCAACCAGAUUUCGAUUUACCUCUGCAACCGCAAGUCGGACCGCAAGAAGACUCCGAUCACCGGUAAGGUGAACUUCGAGUUCAUCGUCGCCUGCGAGAAGGACUGCUUCAUCCUCGCCGUGCUGAAGAGAUCGCGCAAGUCGGCGCGGAGGCGGAGGCCGAGGGUGAAUUGGAUGGAGGAAUGCGAGGAUUUGCUGUGGGAGUCCCAGUUCGCCGCCCGCUCGCCCCCGGUGGGGAAUUUGAUCUUGCUGCGCCGGAACCAGCCGGAAUUUCACGUCAGCAUGAUGAACCCGGCCGAUCCGGUCCUCUCCGGGUUCCGGCCGCCUCAAUUCGACCAGAUUUCGCAGGCGGAGUUGGCCGGUCUGAACAAUAGGCUGCAAGAUUUGAACAUUCACAAGCAGAAUUACGCAAUGGCGAUGGCUAGAUCGAAUCCGGACCCGAGCCCGAACCCGAAGAUCCUCCCGCACCCGGACCCGACGAGUCUCGACGACCCGGAACCUAGUUCCGGACCGGAUCCGAAUGGUCUACCUGAUAUCGAAGAAAUCUAUUCGGCGAUGACCGAAAAUUACAUCGGCAAAUGCGAGGAAUGCGGCGGCAAGAAGAAGAAGAAGAACGGCGAACCAACGGCUUUCCACCCCUGCCCGGAUGACCCGGUCAUCCGUGAAAGGUUCCGGACUCGGGUCGGCCCAAUCGGACGCUCAUCACUGUAGAAGGAAAAUAUUGCGGAGAAGCUGCAAUCCCCUGUGCCGGAUCCUAUUGUACUUGAGAAAAACCAUCUUAGAAUAUUUUAUUUUAUUUUAUUCGCAGGGAGAGAAAAUACUCCAUAGUUAAAUUGGGAACUUUGUUAAUUAGGAACUUUACGUACUAUAAGUCCUCUAUGAGGAAUUCGUGGAGGAUUCUGGUAA